AUGUAUAGAGUAGUCACCAGGAUAGGAUCGCGGGUGAUUUGUAUUCGGACGUUGUGCUCUACGAGAGUCAUAUAUCAAGGUUCAAAUGUACUCUCUCGAGCUCUGGCCAUUGACAAAUCAAUAGAGCAUAAUAUCAAAAGUGAAACCAAUAGACUUGCCAAAACGGGUAAAAGGUUUUGGGAUAAAUGUGGGAUUCACUUUAACCGUGAAACCGGAAAAUACGAGAUUCAACUAGACGGGAAAACUUUGCGUACUCCCUUGGGAUUUCCGUUAGCGUUGCCCGAGACUAAAAAACAGUUGGCAUAUUUGAUUGUGCACGAAUGGACAAACAUCCCUAAUAUAUCUGUGAAAUCCAGUACGUUGCCAUUGACGAGUCUUGCUGCUCGAUCUAUUGAUUUGCAAAAUAAGCACGAUGUCAACGAGGAGGCAAAAGAGAAAGCAAAGGGAGUGAUUGCUAUUGAGGAUUUGAAAGUGAGCUUGUUGAGAUAUCUCGAUACUGAUACUUGUCUUCUUUUUUCCAGCAAGAAGGACUGUGAUGGGAAACUCAGGCAAAAGCAAAAUGAGCUUUAUCUUCCUCUUAUUGAGGAGUAUAAUGACUUUUUCACCACAUUUGCACAUAAGAGGAAAUUGAUGAAACUGGACGAGAAGCUUGAAUUGAAAACAUUAGAUUGUGAGAAAGACGGGCUUCGAGGAAACAAACAGAGCCAACUUACCCAAACGGUUGCCCUUAACUGGAUGCAUGAGUUGGACAUUUUUGAACUAAUUGCAUUGGAAAAGGCGAUUUUGACGACAAAGUCGUUUCUCUGUGGGGUAUCGAUUUUGAGAUCAAAUGUUUCAGAUUUGGAGAGGAUGCAGCAAGUGUUUCAAAUCAACAAGGAGACUCAAGAGAAAUACUGGUAUAAAUCAGUAGAGGAGAUUAUAGAGUUGGGUGAUUUGGAAACCAUAUUGCAAACUGGCGAAUGGGGGGAAGUAGAAGAUACCCACGAUGUAGAUAAGCGUGAUUGGAUGAGAAGUCUAGCUUGUGCGGCUCUUGUAAGUCAUUAG
Lodderomyces oxycetoniae is the source of this 1044-nucleotide messenger RNA. Its product is annotated as ATP synthase complex assembly protein. Gene Ontology annotation, biological process: mitochondrial proton-transporting ATP synthase complex assembly. The record is from RefSeq and is a predicted model, not a curated record. Gene Ontology annotation, cellular component: mitochondrion. Bases 1 to 1044 code for a protein of 347 amino acids. The transcript has a single exon. NCBI's taxonomy places the organism in Eukaryota, Fungi, Ascomycota, Pichiomycetes, Serinales, Debaryomycetaceae.